Messenger RNA from Micromonas pusilla CCMP1545, 891 nucleotides. RefSeq lists its product as uncharacterized. NCBI's taxonomy places the organism in Eukaryota, Viridiplantae, Chlorophyta, Mamiellophyceae, Mamiellales, Mamiellaceae. The transcript has a single exon. The coding region runs from base 1 to 891 and encodes 296 amino acids. The record is from RefSeq and is a predicted model, not a curated record.
AUGCGCGCGACCGCCGCCUUCCUCGCGCUCCUCGCGGCGCUGAGCGUCCUAACGCGCGUCGACGCCGCCGCGGACGUCGCCGUCCUCGAGCUCGUCGGCGCGUCGUUCGCCGCCGCGGACGCCGCGGACGCCGACGCGCGCGGGACGACGCGCGUCGUGCGCUGCGUCGCGCGGCAAAACGCGUCGUCGUCGGAGCUUCGAGUCGUCGCGCUCGCGGCGACGCUCCCGCCGAAUCGCGCGCCGGUCGCGGGGACGCUCGUCCCCGCGGGCGACGGCGUCGUCCUCGGCGCGUGGCCGCGCGACGCGGACGCGCUCGAGUGCGUCCUGUUCGAGGUGGACGAGGCGGUCGCGACCGCGCGCGCGACCGCGGCGACCGCGCCGCUGCGCGAGGACGACUUCGAGGUGGCGACGACGACGACGAUGACGUUCGAGGACGCGUCCCCGCGCGUCGUCGUCGUCGUUCGAUGCGAGGCGUGCGCGGCGAGCGGAAGCGAACGGAAGCGUCGGGAACGGCGCGAGGUGAACGUCGCGGCGGCCGUGGGGGACGUGCGCGUCGUCGUCGUCGACGACGACGACGAGGAGGCGGCGGAAGCGGCGGCGGCGGCGGUAGGGGCGAGGGCGGAGGCUUCGACGUUCGCGUGGUGGAGGACCGCCUUCGUCGUCGCCGCCGUCGUCGCCGCCGUCGAAGCCGUCGCGCUUCUGUCGCUGAUCUUCCGCCGACGCGUCGGGGACCCGGCGGGCGGGCGUGGCAGGCGCGCGGUGAAGCGGAAGCACAGCGACUUCCCCACGAACGCGGAGGAGGUCGUCGCGGAGGACGCGGAGACGUCGGCGGUGGUGACCGACGACGGGUCGCGCGCGGCGACGAGAAGAACGUGCUGUUUCGUAGUCUGA